CCGGCCCCUCUCCCCACGCCGCCGAACCAUUCUCCGGCGGCAUCAAUGGCGGUGCUAGCUAGCUCGAAAAGCGAGCUGAAACGGAAACAAAAGCAAGAGAAGAAAUCGAAAUCCGGAGGUUUCGAAUCUCUGAAGCUCAGCCCAAAUGUUUAUCGAGGAAUUAAGAGGAAAGGUUAUCAAGUCCCCACGCCAAUUCAGCGCAAAUGCAUGCCCCUAAUACUCGCCGGAAACGAUGUCGUCGCCAUGGCUCGUACUGGCUCCGGUAAGACGGCAGCUUUUUUGAUCCCCAUGCUCGAGAAACUCCAGCAACAUGUACCCCAAGCCGGCGUCCGUGCCCUGAUUCUUUCUUGCUCUCGUGAAUUGGCUAUUCAAACCCUCAAAUUCGCCAAAGAACUUGGCCGCUUCACAGAUCUUCGCAUUAGUUUACUAGUUGGUGGUGAUAGUAUGGAAAGCCAGUUUGAGGAAUUGGCACAGAAUCCUGAUAUCAUAAUUGCAACUCCUGGCAGGCUAAUGCACCAUUUGUCUGAGAUUGAUGAUAUGUCAUUGCGCACUGUGGAAUAUGUUGUGUUUGAUGAAGCUGAUCAGCUCUUUGAGAAGGGAUUUGCAGAGCAGUUGUAUAAGAUUCUUUCCCAGCUAAAUGAAAACCGCCAAACAUUACUCUUUAGUGCAACAUUACCCGGUGCCCUUGCUGAAUUUGCCAAGGCUGGUCUGCGGGACCCUCAGCUUGUGCGUCUAGAUUUAGAAAUGAAAAUUAGUCCAGACUUAAAACUGACAUUUUUAACCUUAAGGCAGGAAGAGAAGUAUGCUGCAUUGUUGUAUCUGAUACGGGAACAUAUCAGCUCUGAUCAGCAGACUCUGGUUUUUGUUUCCACAAAAUAUCAUGUCGAGUUCUUGAGUAUUUUGUGUAGGGAAGAGGGCAUUGAGCCCUCUGUGUGUUAUGGUGAUAUGGAUCAGGAUGCUCGCAAGAUUCACGUUUCAAGAUUUAGAGCAAGAAAAACUAUGCUGUUGAUAGUGACAGAUGUUGCAGCUAGGGGAAUUGACAUCCCAUUGCUUGACAAUGUCAUAAACUUUGAUUUCCCUGCCAAACCUAAACUUUUUGUCCAUCGAGUAGGACGAGCUGCCCGGGCUGGUCGCACUGGUGCUGCAUUUUCUUUAGUAACGUCUGAAGAUAUGCCUUACCUGUUAGAUCUUCAUCUAUUUCUCUCGAAGCCAAUCAGAGCUGCUCCAACAGAAGAAGAGGUUUUACAGGAUAUGGAUGGUGCAAUGUCCACCGUAGAUCAAGCAGUUGCAAAUGGAGAAACUGUCUAUGGUCGUUUUCCCCAAACAGUUAUAGAUCUCUUGUCAGACAGAGUUCGGGAAAUUAUUGACUCAUCUGCUGAGCUCUCUGCUUUACAGAGACCUUGUACAAAAGCAUUCAAACUGUAUGCAAAAACAAAAGCAAAACCCUCUAGGGAGUCCAUUAAAAGAUUAAAAGACCUGUCCCGUGAAGGGUUGCACCCAGUAUUUUGGAAUCUCCUGGGUGGCAAUGAGUUAACAGCACUAGCAUUUUCUGAACGCUUGAAAGCAUUCAGACCAAAGCAAACAAUUUUGGAGGCUGAAGGUGAAGCUGCUAAAUCAAAACAUCUAAAGUCUGAUCAAUGGGUUGAUGUCAUGAGGAAGAAAAGAGCUAUCCAUGAGGAGGUUAUAAAUAAAGUCCAUCAGCAGCGUUCUACUGAGAAUGUCAGAAAGGAAGUUCUGACUGAAAACAAUUCUUCAAUGGGCGAGGAGAUGCAAGUUUCUGGCUCAAAAAGGAAGAAGCCAAAGAGCUUCAAAGAUGAGGAGUACUUUAUAAGUUCAGUUCCCACAAAUCAGCAUUUUGAGGCAGGACUUUCUGUCAGAGCUAAUCAGGGGCUGGAAUCAAACAGGUUGGAAGCUGCUGUUCUGGAUUUAGUUGCAGAUGAUAGUGAGGGGUUGGUAAAGCAAAAAUCAGCGUAUCAUUGGGAUAAGAGGAGCAAGAAAUAUAUCAAAUUGAAUAAUGGGGAACGUGUGACAGCUAGCGGAAAGGUAAAGACAGAAGGUGGUGCAAAAGUGAAAGCUAAGAAAACCGGGAUAUACAAGAAGUGGAAAGAACGAUCACACAGUAAAGUGUCUCUAAAGGGAGAUGCUAAUGAUGGAAAUGGUGAAGAUUCUAGAAGUUUUGCAGGGGCGCCUGGAGUCCAAGGAAAUAACAGACGGUUUAGAGGGGGACAAAAGCGUCACUCAAUCCCCAAUGCUAACGUACGUUCAGAAAUUAAAGAUAUUGAACAAGUUCGGAAGGAAAGGCAGAAGAAAGCUAACAGAAUUUCUCACAUGAAGAGUAAAUCUAAGAAGGGUAAGAAAUUCAACAAAAAUGGUAAGAGAGGGAGGACAAAGUGAUAAAUAUAAGUGGAUUCGGAGAGUUUAGUCCAUCUGCUGGAAGCAGGGAGUCUGUCAAAGUGGCCGUUGUGUAACUCCUUACGAAGGAUUCAGGAAUUGCUUCGGAGCUUUCACUCUACAGUCGAUCACAUUUUCAAGGAAGCGAAUAGUGUGGCUGACAAGUUAGCAACUAUGGAGGCUCAGGAUGAUUUUCUCAGUACUGCAUUUCAACAACUUCCUGGGGGCGUCAAAGCGACUAUACUUUUGGAUGGCAGGGAAAUUCCUUUUGUCCGAACACAAGUUGUAAGGGCGUAGUUUUACUUAUCUCUGCUUUUCACUACACCAUUGUAACUUGGUUUUAUUAAUAAUACUGAAGUAUAUUUCUGCUAAAAAAAAUGGCGCCAUUACAAAAUGUUGUACUCUAGUCUUUCAAUCGUUGGGCAUGAAACUCAAUUUUGUAGCAAUGUUUAGGCUUGUGGUGAAGUUGGUUUCAUCCAUUUGUGUAUCAAUAUCAAAGUUCAAUAUUGCUCACA
Molecule: messenger RNA, 2906 nt
Organism: Coffea eugenioides
Lineage: Eukaryota; Viridiplantae; Streptophyta; Magnoliopsida; Gentianales; Rubiaceae
Product: putative DEAD-box ATP-dependent RNA helicase 29
Exons: 11
Coding region: 46-2394 (782 amino acids)
Cellular component (GO): nucleus
Molecular function (GO): RNA helicase activity; RNA binding; ATP binding
Source: RefSeq, a predicted model, not a curated record